Prorocentrum cordatum is the source of this 1596-nucleotide messenger RNA. Lineage: Eukaryota; Dinophyceae; Prorocentrales; Prorocentraceae. The record is from the annotation of a GenBank genome assembly.
GUGCGGCUGAGCCCGGCCCUGCAGGAGGCGGCCUCGCAGGCGGAGGCUGAGCGGGCGGUACAAGGCAUCGCGGACAUGGACUGCUGGGAAAAGCACAUCACUUACGAGCCGCUGGACAUGAAGGACGGCGCGGGGGCCAUCAACGUGACGAGGGAGGCCACACCGCUGGCGUGUCAGCAGCGCUGUGAGCAGACCUCGGAGUGCAUGCACUUCGCGUACUGGGUGCCGCAGGGCGACUGCCACCUGCAGGAUGUGUUUGCCAUCCGCAACACAAAUCGCAUCGGCUUCGUUUCUGGCCCGCAGCGGUGCUACAGGGACGAUGAGGAUGCGCUCAGCCACGGCAUGGCCAGGCUGCGGUCCAAGGGGGUCGGGGACUACACCUUCGUGCCCGUCGAGUUCAGCUGCCUGGAGGUGAGCACGAUGUACAAUGGCUUCCGAAACGUCCAGCCCACGAGCUUCAACGUCACCCCCGCCGACCAGGACCCCCUGCAGGCGAUGAGCCGGUGCCAGCAGCUCUGCCGGGACACCGAGGGCUGCGCGCACUUCACCAUCGGCGCGCCCGGGCUCCAGUGCGCGCUCGCGGGUGCGAAGGCGCCCUCCGUGUUCCCCAUCUUCAGGCACGUGUCUGGCCCCCCCGGCAACUGCACCGAGCUCCUGUACCAGGAGAUCGGCCGACCGACGCAGACCACCACAGCCGUGGCGAGCACGGACUUGGGGGAGGCCGCGCCCGAGCAGCGUGGGGCCAUACGGGCAGACGGGUCCGGCGCCCCCGCGUGGCUCUGGGCGGUCGUGGCCCUGGCCGGCUUGUGCUGCCUGGCCGCGGUGAUUGCGGCGGCAGGGAUGAGCUCUGCCAAGAAGGAGAGAAAGACGAGGAGCAUCGAGCGCCUCGAGGACGAUUCGCGGCCGGACUCGUUCAUGGCGGACAACUUUCUGUCAGAGGAUCCGCCGACGCGCGAGGCUUCGGCGAGCCUCCCCGCGCAGGCGGCGGCCACGCUGCGGGCGCCCAUGCAGGGCCCGCUGCGGCCGAUGCUGACGGCGCUCACCCAGUGGCCGUGGUCCCCGUGGGCGCCGGCGCAGCGGCAGUUCCGCUACACGGCGGUGCCUUCCACCGAGAAGACGGUGAGCGGAUUCGACUCAAUCGAUCUCAACCACGACGGUGUCAUCGAUCGUAACGAGUUCAACCAGGCGCUUGCACGCAGCCAGCCGCGGGCCACCACGUACGCCAUCCCGCGGGCCGCCACCUACGCCCACCCGCGGGCCGCCACGUUCGUUGCCAGCCCGCGAGCUCCGCCCAUGGCGAGCGUGCGGGUGACCGGGCCCAGCCUGAACCGCGGCGGCAUCCCCGACGCCCUGCAGCAGGCUCCUGCACCGUCGGCGCAGGCCUUCUCGGUGCCGGCGCGCGCGAGGCAGCCGCCGCUGCAGCCGGCGAGGCUGCUGUCGGCGCCGCGCUUGCCGCACGCGCCGCAGGCGCCGGCGAGGCUGGCGUCGGCCAGCCCGCGGCUGCUGCCGGCGCCACCCCACGCUGCGCGGCAGGCACCGCCCCUGGCGGGCGCGCGGCUGCGGUCGGAGCCCGUGGCCGGGUGCGGCCAGCGCUAA